Molecule: messenger RNA, 1468 nt
Organism: Sphaeroforma arctica JP610
Lineage: Eukaryota; Ichthyosporea; Ichthyophonida
Exons: 4
Coding region: 62-1039 (325 amino acids)
Biological process (GO): protein depalmitoylation
Cellular component (GO): cytoplasm
Molecular function (GO): palmitoyl-(protein) hydrolase activity; carboxylic ester hydrolase activity
Source: RefSeq, a predicted model, not a curated record
GUCCGAUACUGCGAUAAUCCCAUAGUCGCUUGUUGAUGUCAGCACCAAGUCGUUUACAUACAUGUUCUCGUCUACUCUGCACAACACCUUUCGCCUGGCCGUACCUUGGAAACGUACAUUUAUUCCUAAACUCAGUAACUCGCACGACUGUAGAUCAUAUUCACUAUACAGUCGGCACAAUAUGAGCUUCACCACACACCGAGAUGGAAAAGGCACCAUCACGGUAGCCCCAAAAAAGGCAACCGACCAGAGUGCAUUAAUUGUGAUUACGCAUGGGCUGGGAGAUAGCUCUGAGGGGUUUGUCGAUGUCGCUGAGCAUUUAGCGAAGCUGUUGCCGUAUGCCAAAUUCGUUCUGCCCACAGCCCCAACACAGCCUGUGACACUCAACAUGGGCAUGCGCAUGGCAUCGUGGUACGACAUUGUCGGAUUAGACGAACGGUCGAACGAGGACUGCAAAGGUAUCGUGGAAUCGCGACGCACCAUCGAAGACAUUCUUCAGACAGAGCAUGAGACGAAAGGCCUGCCAUACAGCCGCAUGAUACUGGCGGGAUUCUCGCAGGGGGGAGCCCUGUCACUGUUCACGGGACUGCAGCAGCCUAUAGAGAAGAAGCUUGCUGGGGUUGUGUGCAUGUCUGCGUACUUGCCGAGUGCCAAGAACUUCCAUGUCACACCCGGACUAGAAGACACGCCUGUGCUGCACUGCCACGGCUUGGCGGAUCCCAUGGUGCAGUAUACCAUGGCCGAGAAGACGAAGCAGGAGCUGCUGCAAAGGGGCCUCACAAAGUAUGAGCUGAAGGGGUACCGCGAUCUACAACACUCGGUGAACAUAGACGAGAUUGGCGACGUCACGCGGUUUAUUAUGAGUAUACUACCGCCUGAUGAGUCAUGUAACAUCAAACUGAAAGACCCCAGUGACAUGUCUGUGAAGGAGCUCAAGGCUGCUGUGAAAGAGGCGGGUUUAGGUGAUAGGGCGAAGGGGUUGGUGGAGAAGAGUGAGUUUGUUAAGUUAGUACAAGUCCACCGGGAUGGGAAAGUGUAAUGUGCAUUAAAAGGAUAAACGUACAUCUGCAUGUAGGUUGCGCCGGCACUAUAGGAUUACAAUACGCUUCUUCACUGAGUGCAAUGGUACACUUAAAAAUCAGUAUGCGUUUAUGGCUACAAGACACACUUGGCCCGUUUAUUCACUGUACUUCAUGGAGACUGUAGUAGCCAGGGACAAGAACCCCCCGUCCGUGUGGCUUGCGUUAGUACCAAUCUUAGUAUCGAAAAGCGCUUGGUAAUGUGGUUCUUGAACUCACAAAAGAAAGAACCGCCGCGAACGUACACAGGAUCUAGCAGCAUAUCACCGCCAUCAUUCUGACCCAUUCAGUGACAGUCAAUACCAGUGGUCUGAGCGCAAACAGUGUCUUGUCAUCUACGACAUUGUUCGUGGAAUUCAUAUGACAGUUGCGAUGACAUAAAUAUAUGC